Ruditapes philippinarum (Manila clam) is the source of this 1500-nucleotide messenger RNA. RefSeq lists its product as uncharacterized. The transcript has 10 exons. The coding region runs from base 1 to 1272 and encodes 423 amino acids. The record is from RefSeq and is a predicted model, not a curated record. NCBI's taxonomy places the organism in Eukaryota, Metazoa, Mollusca, Bivalvia, Venerida, Veneridae.
AUGGUGCUUUUAAAACAUUCAGCAAUGUUGCAGUUUGGGAUGGCGAUGGUACUUAUAUUUGGUUUCUUCGAAUAUUCUUGUAGCGACCAGGUUCAUGAGCUAACCGAUGUCAGAAGAAGAGGGCCUUCGUAUGUAAUUAAAUCGUCUUCCGAGCCUGCUAUAUCCGACUCUACACUUGCGUCUGGAUGGUACGUUGCUAAGGACAGUGCUCGAUUCUACACGCUUGUUAAUGGAACGGCACCUGCAUUCGCACAUUGUGGAACUGUUAAUCCGAUAUAUAUCAAAGAUACGGUUGGAAAGCUUGAGCAGGGUAAAGAAUAUCCACUUACCGCAUGCUUGGUUAAUUUUGAUAAUAGCUGUGAAGAGAGUUAUAAAAUAAAAAUUCGCAAAUGCGGACAGGAAAUUCAGUACUAUCUACUUCCAACAGAUGGGACGAGUGCUUACUGUUUUGAACCGACGUCUUUGGCUGUUGAGGCACCCGCACCUAACUACAAAAUUCCCGAUAACAUCCUAGUAAGUGUAGCAUUGAUGUACAGACGUACAAAGCUAAGUUCUGAACCGGAACUUGACUUCAAAUGUAAUUUUGCAUCGGCAAGCACUCUAUAUUACUAUGAAGUCAGCUGGGUUAUUAAUGGGCGAAUCGAGAAGACAUUUUCACCAGUGAAAAUACAUGGUGUAGAUGGUACAAACCUUAAUGAGACGUCUAUUCGCAGCUUGGGAUUCAAAUUUGGAAUAUCAAUUCAAUGCGCGGUAAGAAUAUCAAGUACGGUUACGGGGAACCAGACAAACCCACAAAUGAGUGAUAAAUUCUAUGCUGGUAUAAAGAUCCUUACACCACAACUAACUUUGUCAAGCGGGUCAUCAAGCUAUAUCACAAUGCAACCAACUAUUCCUCUUGGAUGCCGAAGGCCAUUCGUCUUACCGUCCGGAAUACAGGAACCAUGUGAGCUUGACAUUGAAAUGUUUGAUCCGAAUUCUAAAUAUACGUGCCAGGAAACAGCUGUGGUUUCCUUAGAUAACCAGAAACUGUGCGGAAGUAGAAUAACUGGGUGGCUGAAGGAAACAUCACACACCUGCAUGCACCAACACGAUGUUAACUACUGUAGUUACAACAGAAUGUUGCAAAGACUCACAUCUUACCGAAUGGACAUUUCAGUGUCAAAUGAUAGACUUCAAUAUCCCAAAGACAAGACUUUCACCGUACAGUUAAAAACUGCAAAUAUUGCUCCACACAUUUUGGAAAAACGCCAGUCUAGACCAUGUAACGAUUAAGUAUAACGGAGGAAGUGAAAACCUUGAAUGGAGAGAAAAGGAAUGUUCGGUUAUAAAUGAUCCUUUAUUAAAUACAUUUGAUGGUCCAGGGUCCUAUAUUGCACCAUUUGCGCAUUAUCUGAUGUAUAAAGACAAGAUACACCUGGCGGAAGUACAAAUAAAAAUUCAAAAUUGUGAUGCUGACUUUAGCACGAUUUCAUCAUGCACAUGUGCAGCUGCAAUUCAAGC